This is a messenger RNA of Tricharina praecox, 1136 nucleotides long. RefSeq lists its product as uncharacterized. The coding region runs from base 160 to 1035 and encodes 291 amino acids. The transcript is spliced from 2 exons. The record is from RefSeq and is a predicted model, not a curated record. NCBI's taxonomy places the organism in Eukaryota, Fungi, Ascomycota, Pezizomycetes, Pezizales, Pyronemataceae.
GCAGGUGGUUAGCCCGUAACAAGUAGCAAGUAGCAAGUACAGGUUUCCGGGGAGUGCGUGCUCCCAGCUAACCGUAAGUGCUGUAGAUUGCCAGAACUGAGGCUUGGUCAAUGGAAUCGGCAAGGUGCUUCGUAGCCACGCAAGGGUCUGCGCCCCUUCAUGCCUCGAGCGCCUCCCUCCCAAGGGCCAAGGGCCCAAGGCGUGCGCCGGAAGGUGGUUGGCGACGGCCGUUUGGCGUCGAUCAAUCAAUCAGUCAGUCAAUCAAUAGAUCCACCCCCUUUAACGUAUAAAGAGAACCCCCUCGACCCACCUUUGCUCUCCUUUCCCCCCCCCAUCAUCAUCAUCUUCACCUUCACUACAACACCUCACCUCAAUCAUCACCACCCUCGUUCCAACCCAACAAACAACAACCCCCCAAACAACCUCAACAUGCAGACCAAGUUCAUCACCCUCGCCCUUUUCUCCGCCGCUUCCGUCUACGCAACCAACGUCCCCCGUCAGGACCUUGGUGAUGCGGCCAGCAUCGUCGGCUCUGUAGUCGGAGGGCAGAUCACCUCCGUGAUCGGAGAUGCGACGUCCAACAUCGGCUCGAUCGCGUCUGCUGCGACCGCAACCCUCGGCUCCGUCGGCUCGGGCAUCACCUCUGGCGUAGCCUCGCUCGCGACCGACGCCGCCUCCGGCAUCGAGUCGAACUGGGCCGGAGCCACCUCGAAGAUCGCUCACAUCGACGACAAGAUCGAGAGCAAGUACAGCUCUGUCGCAGGCUGGGGCUCGGUCUCGGCCGACCUGCACAACGCCAUCGCCUCUGGCACCUCUGGCGUCGCCGCUUUCUUCUCCACCCAGACCGCGCUCGCCUCUGCUGCCGCUAAGUCUAUCGAGUCCGACGCCGCCGCCGCGAUCAUCUCCGCCGUCCAGACCUCGACCGCCUCCGCUGGCGGCGCUGAGGCGUCUGCCUCCGGCAACGCCGCCCCCCGCAUGAUGGUCGGCUCCGUCAUGGGUGUCGUCGGUGUCGUUGCUGGUGUCGUUCUGUUGUAGAGUGUGGAUGUGGUCGAUAUCAAACGAGUCUGUAGCAUAACAGUGUAAUGUACGACGUGGAGGAUGGUGUUGGGCUUCUUUUCCUUUCUUUUUUUUGUGCU